AUGGUGUCGGCUUCGCCAACCGAAAUAUUUCAUUCAACUACCCAGACAUCUCGCCAGUAUCACGUUGAUGCAGAAAAGCAGGAGCUGCAGACGGAGACUAAAGACGACAUCUUUCCAAAGUUGAACAAGACUCAAAAAAUCAUUGUGGAAUGUCUGAGGGAGAUUUGCCCCUUCCAAUCAGUUCCUGAAAUCCUUCCCGACAGCGACUUUCGGGAAUUCCUCCAGAAAGGCGGUUUGGACAGCCCGAGCAUGCUGAUCUACAAGGCAAAAUUGGAGGCAAGACUUUCUUUGAAAUCCCUAAUACCGAUCACAUGUCUCCUCCAAGCCCAAACUGUAAAGGCGCUGGAAACCGAGAUCAUGAAAGUCUCGGUAGCAAGUAACCGCAGUCUACUGCUUCCUUUCACCACCAAAGGAACCCAAACACCGCUGUUUCUCUUCCCGCCAGGAGGCGGCGAGCUACACUGCUGGAUAGAGCUGGCUAGCCGUCUUCGCAAUCGGCCUCUGUACGGGCUCAGAUUGCGCGGCUUGCAACCUGGCGAGACGACAUUCGAAAGCAUUGACGAGUUGGUGGAAUGCUUUCUCGAAGAGAUACGACAGGUGCAGCCUCAUGGCCCUUAUGCAUUAUUGGGCAUGUGUUUUGGCGGAAAUAUCGCCUUCGAAGUCGCCAAAGCAUUAGAAGCCGCGGGAGAGGUGGUAGCAUUUGCUGGAGGUGUCGACAAUGCACCAAACAUCCUGAAAAUGAGUUUCGCAACGCUACGCUUUUUUAUCGUCGACCUACUAUCGACAAGACGCCUGAUCACGCCUUUGGAAGCAGGUCAAAUGAAGGACGGUUUACGUGACCAGGACCCUGCCUCGUUUCCCCGACUUGUCAUGCGUCGUUUCCGCACCCGUCUCCAAUCUGCAGGCGUCACUCUCGAGAGACUCGAAUCCUGGCACCGAGUCUUUUACGGCAACGUUCGCAUGGCUGAGGGGUAUCUUCCGCAAGGCAAAAUCGCAAGCUACACGUCUUUUAGGGCCAAUCCACUGUCGGAAUGGGGUGUAUCCGAGGCCGAAUGGGAGAUACGCGUUCGGGAAUGGGAGGACUACUCUCAUUCAUCAACUUUCCAUUUUGUGGGGGGUAAUCAUUAUACGGCGCUAACCAAGGAUCACGUUGAUGACUUUGUGACUUUGUUGGAUUACGAAUUGAAGCUCCAGGGGGUGUAG
Molecule: messenger RNA, 1203 nt
Organism: Colletotrichum destructivum
Lineage: Eukaryota; Fungi; Ascomycota; Sordariomycetes; Glomerellales; Glomerellaceae
Product: Putative thioesterase, alpha/Beta hydrolase
Exons: 1
Coding region: 1-1203 (400 amino acids)
Biological process (GO): biosynthetic process
Source: RefSeq, a predicted model, not a curated record